GGAACCCAGCAGUCAUGCAAACAGCAGCUCUCGUUAAUCGGCUUUUAUGUGCCCAUGAUGGGCGAAUCGAUCUUGAGGACUUGUAUGGUCAGCUGUCUGGACUGUCUUUACAGGACGAAGUAGAAAACGUACUCAAAGACACGGAUAUGUUUGUGACCACUGGGGACAGAGACAAAGUGGUGGUCGCCAAGACCAAGCUGAGACUGUGUAGAGCCAGAGAAUGUCAAGGCUGCAGCAACCUUCACCUGUGUAAGAUGUACCUGUUCGGAGAUUGUCCAUACGACAGAGGAAGACAAGGAUGCCAUUUCUGCCAUGACCUUGGUUCACAGCAUAACAUCAGUGUGCUGCGCCAGCACAGCCUGCUGGAGCUGGACCGCACUGAGCUGUGCAUUAUACUUCUUCAAAGUGACAACACCCUGUUGCCUCCAGUGUGUUUCCCAUAUAACAAAGGCAGGGGUGAAUAUGGGAACUGUCCUGAUAAAGAGGCCUGUAAAAGACUCCACAUCUGUGAGCGCUACAUCAGAGGAACCUGUGAUGACAGCAGUAAAUGCAGACGAUCCCACGACUUCUACGAACCUCAUCCCAUGAAAAACCUCCAGAGCCAAGGUGUGCCCAGUCAGCUGAUGGGGUCAAUGCUGCCAACCUACAGGAACAGGCUUGCAAUCUGGGAUGCUCAUAGUCACAGACUUAGCAGUAGGACCACUUCAGCUGCAGCAGAAAUAUGCUUGUUCCACAUCAAAAACUACUGCAAACGAGAAAACAGGUGUCAAAGGGUGCAUUUCCAUCUGCCAUAUAAGUGGGAAAUUAAUGAUGGACACGGCUGGAAAAUUCUGCCAGGCAGUGAAGAGAUAGAACGAGCAUUCUGCGAUCCUGCUAAGGCGUACAGUGAUGGUAGUGUGCCAGUGUACUUUGACACUAUGACUCAAGGUUUCGCAGAGGUUCGCCGUCUCUCCACUGCUUCUUCAGUGCUGAAUCCCAACUUCAUCUUCACCACCACCUGGGUCUGGUACUGGGAGGAUGAGAAUGGUAACUGGAUCCAGUAUGGAGCUUCACAAGGAGCACACCGCACCCCUUCCAUCACCAGUGAGGAUCUGGAGAGAAAAUUCCAAGAAGACAGCAGCGCCACAAUCGAGUUUACAGCAGGCCAACGUUCUUAUGAGCUCAACAUGCAAGACAUGAUGCAGUACAACAGACAGAUGGGCACCAAAAGGUCAGUUAGGAGGAGACCUGUGUUUCUGUCUGCAGCAGAUAUACAAAAAAUCAAAGCAAGUCAGAAGGAAUCCAGGGGUCCUGCACAGCAUUCUAAAGCUUUGCCCCAUCACUGGGAAAAGACCAACGUGCCUGAAAGUGGUUUCAAGAGAGUUCUCCUGAACAGUACUACUGAUGAGUAUAAGAAGAUUGAUGAGCUCUUUCAUCAGACCAUGUCCAGAUUUCAUGUGAAGAGCAUUGAGAGACUGCAGAACCGGGACUUAUGGGAAGUUUUCCAAUGGCAGAGAGAUGUCCUGAGAAAGAAAACUGCAGGCAAAGAAAAUGAGAAACUUCUGUUUCAUGGAACUGAGUCCAAGCAUAUCGAUGCAAUCUGCCAGCAGAACUUUGACUGGAGAAUCUGUGGAGUACAUGGGACAGCGUACGGGAAAGGGAGUUAUUUUGCCAGGGAUGCCAGGUACUCCCACAGCUACACUGACAACCAGUCUGGAAACCGAUGCAUGUUUGUUUGCCGAGUUCUGGUAGGAGAAUACACCAACGGGCGUCCCGACUAUCUCCGCCCUCCCUCGAAAAAUGGAGAGGACACCGUUUUCUAUGACAGCUGUGUAAACGACAUCAGCAACCCCUCCAUAUUUGUUGUAUUUGAGAAGCAUCAGGUGUACCCUGAGUACUUAAUUCAGUAUGAAGGGGAGGCAGAGACCAGUCCUGAGCAAAUCCUCAUGGGUGAGUUUUCCCAGAUGAAUCUUGCUAGUUUAGAUGAUUUGUCUGGAUCCUGCCAGCUUUCUAGCCACUCUUCAUUUUCAAGCCUUACCAGUGAUGAAGAGACCGUAGAGCCUGUAGACUCAGCUCUGUCUUCUGUCACGGUCACUGGCCCACGAAAAUCCCAUAUUAUUCGUCAUCGCGCAGCCAUUCGAUCAACCUUCACACACUCAAAGACAAAAUCGUUCAGAAGUGGUAUAGCACACCUAUCAACACGCACCCACCUCUCCAAGCUCAUCUCAGUCAGGAAGUCCACCAGCAGAAAGACUGUAGGGCCAGUGAGUCAUCAGAGGUACCUUAGAAAACUUGGUUCUGUGGUGCAACCAAGUAACAUGUCAGUAAAUGACACAAUGCCAGUUAGCAGUCAAAAUGCCACACAAGAGAGCUUUGUUGAAUCAGCUUUGGGAUUAAUUCCUGAGGAUUUGUCUGCAAGCAUGUCAGUUGAUACCAAGCCAUCAAGUUCUGUUAGCAAUCAGAAAGCAAGACAACAGACGUCAAGAUUCACCAGGUCAACUAAAGGGUUAAGUCCUGUGACCUUGUCUGCAAACUUGUCACCUGAUACCAAGAUUUCAAACUCCAAGAGAAAUCAGAAUGCUAGACGACAGAGGACAAAUUUGACCGGGUCAGCUGAUGCCAAGACUUCAAACUCAGGUAGAAGUCAGAAAGCCAGACAACAGAGAGCAAAUUUGACCUCUAAAGAAAGUCCUGUGACUUUGUCUACAGGCUUGUCAAGUGAUAGCAGGACUUCAAAGCCAGAUAGAAAUAAAAAUGCCAAACAAAUGUUGUCAGGUGUACCCAGGUCAGCUACUGGAGAUCUCAAGGCUUCUAAGCCAGUAAGAGGUAAAAAUACCCAGCCAGAGUUGUCAGAUGUGCCUGUGUCUGUGGUUUCUGUGGUUUCAUCUACACACUUGUUAAGAGAAACCAAGACUUCAAAGCCAGUUAGAAGUCAAAGUGCCAAACAAGAGUCAAAUAUUCCGAGGUCAGCUGGAGCAUCGAGUCUUGUGGUUUCAUCUACAAACUUGUCAAGUGAUACCAAGACCUCGAAGUCAGUCAGAAAUCAGAACGCGAGUCAACAGAGGUCCAAUUUGACCAGGUCACCUGGAGGAUCAAGUCCUGUGGUUUCAUCGGCGAACUUGUCAGCUGAUACGAAAACUUCAAAGUCAGUCAAAGCUCAGAAUGCUAGACAACAGGCGCCUGGUUUGACCAGGUCACCUGGAGGAUUAAAUCCAAGCUUGUCAACUCAAAGCAACACUUCCAAGUCAGUUAGAAGUGACAGUGUCAAAACACAGAGAGCUCCGAAUCCUGGUAAUACAUCUAAGACUAGCGCUGCUUCACAAAAAGGUAAAACAGCAGGUAAGGGCUGUAAAGCGAGGCGUUAGUUGUGGAGUGGCACCCGUUUACCCCAAAUUUUUUAUCUUAUUUAGGAUCUGCUAUCACUGAUCUGUUGAAUGAUGGUGUUUUCACCUAUCAGAUAAUUAUACUUUAAGAAAUGACCCAAGCCCCUGCCCCUUCUGUCUCAAAAUUAAUACUGUGCUUUUUGAUGAGCUUUAAUUGCUUAAUAUACUGCUGUGCAAAACCUGAGGAAGCUUUUAGCUGCGUCCAGCCUGAUCACACACAACCACUUUUGUCUAUGUCUGAACUGUUUUUUUAAACUUGUUCUAAUUCCAAAACACUUUAGUGAAGUUGGCUUAAAUUUCAUAGCAUGUGAGACUGUUAAAGUAUACCACUCUUGUUUGUUAUGUAUGGCAGUGUAGAUGUCAUUAUAGAAGUAAUGUAGUUUGAUAGAUGGUUUGUAUUUUUUUUUGUUUGUUUUUAUUGCUUAUAAAAUCAAAUAAGAAAAAAAGUGUUUCAUUAUCUAGUUGAAUAUGUAAAAGAAUCUGCAGAAAGAGCUAUAAGAAUUGCAAGUUUUGAUUUGUGAUUUAUAUCAUGAACUCAUUUACUUUUAAACAGCGAUUAAACAAAUCUAUGCUUUUCAUUCUGUGUGGAGCAAUAACAGAAAAAAACACCAAGGCAAACCAUUGAGGGAGGAUGAGACGAUGUUUUUUGCCUUUGGGAAAGAAAAACAAUUUGGGGCUGAAUUAGCUCAAUCUCAUACUGAAAAUAUGAAAAAAAAAACUUAAAUUGAUGUAAAUUUAGUCUAAGAAUACUCAAUUACUGGCACGUCUCCUGUAGCGAAAAUAUUCGCUAUAGCUACACAAAAAUUUGUAGGCGCUACAGCUUCUAGCUACAAGAUUUAACUACACAAAAAUUUGUAGUUAGCUACAAAAAAGUAGUGCGCUACUUUGCUACUUCCCCAUCCCUGGUAGUAAAGUUUGGUGGAGGAGGGAUAAUGGUCUGGGGAUGUUUAUCAGGGUUCGGGCCCCUUAGUUCCCGUGAAGGAUAAUGUUAAUGCUACAGCAUGAAAAGACAUUUUAGACACUUAUAUGCUUCCAACUUUUUGUGGGAACAGUUUGGGGAAGCCUCCUUCCUGUAGCAGCAUGACUGUGCCUCUGUGCCUAAAGCAAAGUCCAUAAAAGUGUGGUUUGGAAACCUUUGGGAUAAACAGGAACGUCAGUUGCGAGCCAGACCUUCUCGUCCAACAUCAAUGCCUGGCCUCACAAAUCCGUGAAUGAAGUGGAGUGGCAGACAUUAAGCUCCUUGCACAAAGCCUUCCUGUACUCACUCUGCUACCUGCUAUGCUCCAAAGGUAAAGGUAAAGCUGCCAAGGGUUGAGUUUGUGCUUUUAACGCCAUCUUCAUUAUCAUUCACAUAGCCAAAUGUACAACUUAAGUCAGUGCAACUGUAGCGCUGACUGCAGCAUCGCUCUCGUUACACAAAGGUAGUCAGUGUGGAAAAGAAAGAGCAAGAGAGAACACUGAAGCACUGGCUUCCUGCUGGGCACGGCACACAUGCUCUGAUUACACACUCUGAGGUUGUGAUAGCUGUGAGGGUGAGGGGGAAACUCUCAUUAAUGCUGAUGGUUUUAGAAUGGGAUGUCCAAAAAGCUCAUAGUGUAUGUGGUGACUAUACACAUAUAUAUAUAUAUAUAUAUAUAUAUAUAUAUAAUGUAUAUAUACACACACAUAUACGC
Molecule: messenger RNA, 5035 nt
Organism: Pygocentrus nattereri (red-bellied piranha)
Lineage: Eukaryota; Metazoa; Chordata; Actinopteri; Characiformes; Serrasalmidae
Product: protein mono-ADP-ribosyltransferase PARP12-like
Exons: 12
Coding region: 15-3344 (1109 amino acids)
Molecular function (GO): NAD+ poly-ADP-ribosyltransferase activity; metal ion binding
Source: RefSeq, a predicted model, not a curated record